GGUUCGUUUUUUUCAUUUUAAAAAAAUAUAAAAGAUCGCAUAAAUUUAAACUUUUUAUUCUCUUUUUUCCCCUUUUUUUAUUUUUUUGUUGUUGUUGUUGCUCUGCAUCACUUUAGAACUCCCUUUAUUCUGACGUAUCAUGAAACGACAUGAAUCAUCCAGUUCUUCUCCUGAUGAUAUACGACCUUUAAAAAGAAAAUUAGACUAUCCUCCAGAAGCCAUUCAGACAGAUAAGAAUGCAAACUUGGAAAGACAAAAAAUGCAGCAGUUGGAAAAUAUGGGUAAUCACGAUCUAUGCGAUGCUUGUGGCGGUGUAGGCCAAUUUCUUUGUUGUGAUGCAUGUCCAAAUGCAUUUCACUUUUCAUGUGUUGAACCACCCAUGGAUUCAACUGAUGUUGAACAAUUGACUGGUAAAUGGUUUUGUAAUGAGUGUGAAUAUAAACAAGGAAAACCUAUUCCAAAAGGACCUAAAGGGUUAUUUAAGCAACUGGUAGAAGAUAUUAGUAUACAGAAUCCAAAAUCAUAUAAAUUACCUGAUGAAAUCAUUGAUUUCUUUCAAGGAGUUACUUUGGAUGACUCUGGUAAUUACAUAGAUACAACACAAAUUAAGCCUAGUCGAUACAAAAACGGAAAUAGCAUCAAUCCAGACAUACUUGACUAUAGCACAAUGAAGGAUAAAAAUGGAAAAUUUAUAAGGUGCUAUCAUUGUAGAAAGAUAGCAUUCAAAAAAUUAAUGAUUGCCUGUGAUUAUUGUUCUUUAUACUGGCAUCUUGACUGUCUAACCCCUCCUAUGGCUGGUCCCCCCAACUCUUCUAGGAGAUGGAGGUGUCCGAACCAUAUUGAGAAUGUCAUUGUAAGAAUUGCUCUUAUAUUUAAGCUCUUUAGUUUAACAUUCAUAUUAGAAACCUACAAGACAGCAAAAACAUCCUGAGAUCAUUCAUGUUGAUCAUUCCCCUUGUGUAUAUAAAAAUUAUUUCAACAUUAUUAUUAAAGAAGAGCAAGAACAAGAAGAAAAAG
Rhizopus microsporus ATCC 52813 is the source of this 1017-nucleotide messenger RNA. RefSeq lists its product as uncharacterized. Bases 140 to 931 code for a protein of 263 amino acids. Lineage: Eukaryota; Fungi; Mucoromycota; Mucoromycetes; Mucorales; Rhizopodaceae. The record is from RefSeq and is a predicted model, not a curated record. Gene Ontology annotation, biological process: regulation of transcription by RNA polymerase II. The transcript has 6 exons. Gene Ontology annotation, cellular component: Rpd3S complex.